This is a messenger RNA of Rotaria sp. Silwood2, 1845 nucleotides long. Lineage: Eukaryota; Metazoa; Rotifera; Eurotatoria; Philodinida; Philodinidae. The record is from the annotation of a GenBank genome assembly.
AUGGAUGCAAUGAAAUCUUCUCAUGAUGAAAUAGCUUUACAAGGUAUUGAAUUUUGGUCAAAUGUAUGUGAUGAAGAAUAUGAAUUACAAUUACUGCAACAAGAAGCACAAGAACAAAAUCGUCAACCUGAACGAACAAGUCGUUAUUACGCACGUGGUGCUUUACCAUAUUUAGUACCAGUUUUACUUCAAAGAUUAACUAUGCAAGAAGAAGCAGAUGAUGAUGAUGAUUGGAAUCCAUGUAAAUCAGCUGGUGUUUGUCUUAUGUUAUUAGCUAAUUGUGCUGAAAAUGCCAUAGUUCAAUAUGUAUUUCCAUUUGUUAGUUCUAAUAUAAAACAUACUGAUUGGAGACAUCGAGAAGCAGCUGUUAUGGCAUUUGGUUCAAUGUUAGAAGGACCUGAUGUUGCAACAAUUAAACCAAUAGCUGAACAAGCUAUACCAUUUUUACUUGAAUUAUUUCGUGAUUCAAAUGUUGCUGUACGUGAUACAACAGCAUGGACAAUUGGACGUAUAUUUGAAUUUGUUUCCCAAGCUGUUAUGAAUGAAGAAUUACUUCGAGCUAUUGGAAGUACACUUGUAAAUGGUUUAAAUGAUGUAUCACGUGUUGCAACAAAUAUUUGUUGGUCAUUUUCAAGUUUAGCACGAGCAGCAUAUGAUCAUGCAGAAAGUUCAGAAGAUGAUGAAACACCAAGUACAUAUUUAUUAUCACCAUUUUUUGAUGAAAUUGUUAAAAAACUUAUUGAAACAACGGAUAGACCUGAUGGUAAUCAAUCAAAUUUACGUAAUGCAGCUUAUGAAGCAUUAAUGGAAAUGAUUCGACAUAGUCCAAAAGAUUGUUAUGUUACUGUUCAAAAAACAACAGUAACUGUACUUGAUCGUCUUAAUCGUGUUAUAUCUGUUGAAAGUCAUGCAUCAAAUCCAAAUGAUAGAGUACAAAUAAGUGAUCUUCAAUCAUUACUUUGUGCAACACUUCAAAGUGUACUAAGAAAAAUGCAUCCUAAUGAUGCACCAUUAAUAUCUGAUCCAAUAAUGCAAGCUUUAUUACAAAUGCUUAAAACAAGUGGUGGUAAAACAAGUGCUGUUCAAGAAGAUGCACUUGUUGCUAUAGGGACUCUUGUUGAAGUAUUGGGAAUGAAUUUUAUCAAAUAUAUUGAUCAUGUUCUUCCAUUUAUAUAUGAAGCAUUAAAUAAUCAUUCGGAAUAUCAAAUAUGUGCAGCAGCUGUUGGUGUUGUUGGUGAUUUAAGUCGUUCAUUACUUGAUAAAUUAGCGCCAUAUUGUGAUCAAAUAAUGACACAUUUAUUUGCUUGUCUUGCUAAUGAUAAAUUACAUCGUUCUGUAAAACCACAAAUUUUAAGUACAUUUGGUGAUAUAGCUUUAGCUAUUGGUGGACAUUUUAAAAAAUAUCUUGAACAUGUAUUAAAUACACUUAAUCAAGCAUGUCGUGCACAAGUAUCUAAAAAUGAUUAUGAUAUGAUUGAUUAUUUAAAUGAAUUACGUGAAGGUUGUUUAUCAGCAUAUACUGGUAUAAUUCAAGGUCUACGUAAUUCUGCAACAACAAAUACAGUAGCACUUGCUGAAUUACAAUUAGUUACAGCUCAAUUACCAUUUAUAGUGCAAUUUCUUGAAACUAUCGCACGUGAUCCAAAUAAAUCCGAUUCAAUAAUCGGUGCUGCUAUUGGUUUAAUUGGUGAUCUUGUAACAUCAUAUGGUCAAGUUAUGUUACAAUUUGUUGAACGUGAACCAUUUGAAAAAUUAUUAGCAGAAGGUAAACGAUCAAAAAUAAUGAAAACAAAAACAUUGGCUAAUUGGGCAAUUAAAGAAAUAAGAAAAUUAAAAACUAAUUAA